Messenger RNA from Dreissena polymorpha, 3800 nucleotides. Its product is annotated as NADPH oxidoreductase A-like. The record is from RefSeq and is a predicted model, not a curated record. Gene Ontology annotation, molecular function: FMN binding; oxidoreductase activity; flavin adenine dinucleotide binding. The transcript has 13 exons. Lineage: Eukaryota; Metazoa; Mollusca; Bivalvia; Myida; Dreissenidae. The coding region runs from base 69 to 1985 and encodes 638 amino acids. Gene Ontology annotation, cellular component: cytosol.
UUCUACAUACCCAGCUGAUGGUGCAAAGCUCGUGUUUGUGACAAGUUUUAGCUAAAGUUUUAGUUAAAAUGUUCCUGUACUUUGGAUUUGCCAUGGUUGCAGUUGUGGUCUUUUAUGUUUAUCGUGUAAUAACGACAUCAUCUGGGUCGGAUUUCCAUGAUAACUCCAUAGACGCGUUCAUUGUUGAAGACACCGGAUUGGAUAAGAACAUCAGUAAAUCAAGAACAAACCGCUACCAGCAAGACUACCUGACUGAAGGCAGGCAGGUUCUCAUCCUAUAUGGCACAGAGUAUGGCUGCAGUGAAGAAAUCGCCAAACUUCUCUAUGACAGGUUAAAGAGAUUGAAUUCUGACAAUGAAGACAUUCCUUUACAACCCAGGGUGAUCAAUGUUCGGGACUAUGCCUUGAUUGAUUUCCAACGUGAACAUGUCACAUUUGUUGUCAUCUCAACAAGUGGUGAUGGGGUUCCCCCUUCUGAUGCAGUUGACUUCUGCAGCUACGUGAAAGACACAGAUAUUCCCGGGAUGAGCAGAUGCAAGUUCUCUGUGCUGGCCCUUGGGGAUUCAAAUUACCCACAAUUCUGCAAAGUGGGCAGAUUCAUACAUGAAAGAUUUAUAGAGAUGGGAGGGGAGUGUGUGGUUCCUCAAACAGAUGUGGACAUGGAAGACUGGACAGUUAUUAACAAAUGGCUGGACAGCGUUGUCCACUGCUUGACCACUAUGUACAUCCCAUCACAACUGGACUACAUACAGCAUGGCAGUAUCACAGUAGAGGACCACUACUCACGGAAAACUCCAUUCCUAGCAACGUUGAAGGUGAAGUUACCUCUGACCAAGAUGUCAACAGGGGAUGACAAGGAGACAAUCCACUGUGAGUUUGACAUCACAGGCAGUGGGUUGGCUUGGCAACCAGGUGAUGCCUUGGGUAUCUACCCAGAGAACAACCCUAGUGAGGUUGAAGCCCUUCUAGAUGCCAUGAAGUGUUCUGGAGAAGAAGUUGUCCCUGUGCCAUCAUGGGUGUAUCAGACGGGGAUCAAGUCACCAGACGUCCAACCGCUCUCUGUGAUCUUACGUAGGUUCUUUGACUUGAAGUCUGUGAAAGUAGACCUGCUUGAGGCCCUCCUUGGUCACAAUAAAAAUGAAGUGGAGUUGAAGAAACUGGAUCUUCUUCUGCAGGAUGGGGUAUCAAAGUCAAACACGCAACUUCACCAAUAUCUUGAGCACAGGGAAGUGGCUGACGUUCUACAAGACUUCAGCUCCCAUCAAUUGCCAUGGAAACAGAUCUUGGCAAAUUUAAAAUGCCUGCAACCCAGAUACUAUUCAAUUGCAUCAUCAUCAAAAACAGAUAGCAACAUGGUCAGUAUAGCAGCUGCCGUGAUCCGCUACACAACACUGGGAAAGCCUCGCACAGGGGUCACCACAACCUUCUUGCAGGACCGCUGUAUCGUAGGGGACACCUGCCCUGUCUUUGUGAGCCACAAUAUUGGGUUUCAUCUGCCGGCCGACACCCGGUGGCCCCUGAUUCUGAUAGGGCCAGGAACCGGUCUGGCUCCCUUUAUGGCCUUUAUACAGGAAAGAGCUAUGGAAAUGUCACAAAUGCGUCCUGGACAACAGUUUGGGGAAAUCCGUCUAUACUUUGGCUGUCAACACAGAGAGAAGGACUUUCUGUAUAGACACCAACUGGAGUCAUGGGACCAAGCGGGCAUCAUAAGUCUGCGGACAGCGUUCUCACGUGACCAGGCACACAAGGUGUACGUUCAACACCUGAUACAUGAGGAUGCAGUCCAUAUCUGGAGAAUGCUGGACCAGGAAAACGCACAUAUUUACGUGUGCGGUGAUGCGAAACAUAUGGCAAGAGACGUCCAUGUGACCUUAACCAAGGUUAUCAAAGGUCAAGGUCAUAUGAGUCAGAAAGAGGCUGAAUUAUAUUUGCAGAACUUGGAGCAAAACUGCGCACGAUAUCAGAAAGAUGUCUGGGUGAUUUGAAUUCAGUGCCUGUGAUAACAAGCCUAUACUGUGAUAACCAGCCUAUAAUGUGAUAACCAGCCUAUAAUGUGAUAACAAGCCUAUACUGUGAUACCUCAAUAGGGAAAUAUCAGGGUCCUGUGCCUGCUCUUUUGUUUUUCUUCUCCCCUGCCCCUCUGGAAUAGUCAAGUGAAUUCAUGCAGCACUUGUGCUACAUAUAAUUCAACUGGUGCGGCGACCUUGCAAUAAGAGAAAAGGGGAAUGGUCCUUGUACAUCCGACGUAUAUUUUCUAAGGUCGGAUGUUUGACACCAAACGCUUUCGCUGAGCGUUCACGGAAACUGUCGUCAUAGUAUAAAAUGGAUGGGUGUUAUCAUACUUUUAUGUGAAUCGCUAUAAGAAAGAUGUAAUGACAUUUUGCGUCAAUCUAUCUGCAAUACAACACCAACAUGAUUUUCGAGGAAAUUGACAAGUCGAUUUUUGGCAUUUCUGGCCCAAUGUCAUAGUAUGCAUGUUUCGAAUAUAAUGUUUAACUUGACUGAUGCCAAAGCAGUGCUAACAGUUACGAAUUAAUUUAAACGACAGCAACACCUUAACAGUAUACUGUGCGUUCCCGAGUACCGGCAAUGCAGGUGACAGAUGAAUACGAUAAUAAAACGCUUUGCUCUAAUUGACUGACAUUUCAUAGCAACAAAUCACACGUGUUCAUCGGCUCGAUGGGAAUUUCAUUUAAACCAUUUAGACUGGAAGAUUGCUUAACAAACCGAUGCAGAACUAUUUCAUCCUCCAUAAGACCUCCAAUUUUAGGAAGGACUGCGGUUCGGAAAGCUUGCGCAAUCCUAUAAAACAAAGGUUACUUACGUUCAGGCUAUCUGACAUGUAAUUGAAAUGUGGUAAUCACUAAUGCCUACAUUCCCAUAGUCAACAAAUUCUAGCAUGUGUCUUAUUUCGAUGUUGUAUUUUUUAAGUGUCAACCUCGACAAAAGUAAGAUAGUCCCAACAUAUCUGCAAAUUAUAUCUGCUCAGUAAUCUCCCCUUUCCGCAGAUUCAUUGAGCGCAUACGAAUAAUUUUACGUGACAUUCUGUCUCGGCCUUGUUACAUUUGUUAGUUUUAUGUAUACAUGUAGUUAUAUUAAAAUGUUGCAACAAUACGCAAGUAAAAAUCCUUACAAAGCUGUAUGAUGCCCAUCUUUAGCCUUUAAUUACUAACAGACCCAUUUGUUAGAAAUAUUGGUUUUGUGUGUAACAAGCAGUAAUAUAAUUGACUAUUGAACUGUAUGUGCGACAUUGCCAUUUGACCAUACGACCAGUGUUGCGCGAUACACAUUAUCAGAUAUAGGUCUCUGACAUUAUCUUAACUCAUUUAUGCCUAGCGUCUAGAAAAAAGGCAUUGGCAAACAGCGUAGACUCAGAUGAGACGCCGCAUGAUGCGGCGUCUCAUCUGGGUCUACGCUGUUUGCUUAAAGGAGUUACUGUAAGAAAUAUUCUAAAUAAAGAAAUAAAUAUACUAGACAUCCCUAAUUUUGGAAAUAAAUUGAUCCAAUUUAGAUGGAUGGGAGAGUCCACUAGGCAUAAAUGGGUUCAUAUGGUGGAUAUAGCAUGCUUAUGCAGCUUAAGCUGAUUUGCCCUUGGUUUAAAUCAUGGGUCUAUUUGGCUCAAAGCUUUUUCGGCCCCAACUCAACGGGCCUUAUUCGGUCCAAUCUUUAAUUUACAUAUUCAUUAAAUUUAAUUAAAACACCAUUAUCGUUUAAAAUGUAGCCAAUUUAGCUGUAAUAGAUUAUAGAUUCGUUUGUUGCAUAUUGCUUUUGUUUAUAAUUGAUUAAAGGAAUUUAAUUAA